This is a messenger RNA of Glycine soja, 917 nucleotides long. RefSeq lists its product as uncharacterized. The coding region runs from base 174 to 575 and encodes 133 amino acids. The transcript has a single exon. Lineage: Eukaryota; Viridiplantae; Streptophyta; Magnoliopsida; Fabales; Fabaceae. The record is from RefSeq and is a predicted model, not a curated record.
GAACCUGUCAAUCUUAAUCAUAGGCAAAUAAGAGUUGGCAUUUAGAGCGUGUGAGAUACUCUUAAACCAAAUAGUACACACUACACACCAACGUUUUGCACUGUCUCUCUUUUUAUUGCAGCACCAUCCAACCCUUCUCUUCUAAGUGACCAACUUCAUUUCAUUUCUCACACAUGGCGAGGCCUCUUCUCAGUAAUCUUCUACUCUCCUCCAUGCCCAUCUCCACACUUUUCUUAGCUAUACUCUCAGUCUUGUGUGUAUUUUCCAUCAUCACUUUUCUCUGUGGUUCUGACAAACUGAAGAACCUCCACAAAGAAGCAGAGAAAGCAACAACAAGAUCAUCGAAUUCGAAGGAGCACAAACUGAUUUCGAAGCUGAACAGCAAUAUUAAUAACAGGGCACUCUCCAUGGUGAAGAUGAUUUCUUGGAGGAAAGUGCGGGAGGGAGAAGUGGAGGGAGAUUACAGUGACCAAGAUGAAGAAGCCCUUUGGAGGAAGAACAUCUUGAUGGGAGAAAAGUGUCGUCCUCUUAACUUUUCUGGGAAGUUUGAGAAUGAUUCUGAAGAGAAAAGUUAACACUUCUUGAUUUGUGUUUCGGAGAUGAGUAUGGCUAGAAAUUGUAUUUGUGUGGCUUCAAUUAGAACUUGCUAACUAAUUGCUCAGAUUUUGCACGGUAUCUAGAGUUUGCUACUAUAUUGUAACAUAGGAAAUAAACUUAGCAACUUUUUCUGGUGUGGAAGUAUGGGCUUUGCAGGAUUAGACACAGAAUUUAGAAACUUUUCCUUGACGUAUAAUGGGAAUGAUUUCUUCUUGGUCUUAUUCUUCUUUAAAUUUCUUUUUAAUUAUGUUCUUGGGUUUUUAUAAUUUAUAGAAGGAAAUGGUAGAAAUAAAAGUAUCUAGCUGACACUUUUCAUUGUU